GAGAGAGAGAGAGAUAACAAUAGGCGGUGAGGAGGGCUGCUCAGAGAGGUCUGGUCUCUAGUCCACAUCUUCUCUCAGGCAGAAGGAGGCAGCAGGAGAGUACCGGUCGUAGACAUGAAGGACAAGGUCGACCCCGAACUGCCGAGAGGCAGCCCUCUUCAGAAUGGGGAGCUGGCCCAGAGUGACAACUCAGACAACUGAUGUGGGGGAAAGAAGAAGGAGAAGAAAAAGAAAGAGAAAUCCCCAUGGUGGGCCCCAUCGAACUGUUCAGGUUUGCAGAUGGCCUGGACAUCACCCUGAUCGUGGUGGGGACGCUCAUGUCCAUGGUGAACGGGGUGGUGCUCCCCCUCAUGUUCAUGGUGUUCGGAGACCUGACGGACAGCUUUGUGAAUCAUGCGUCCAACAUGACCAAUAACACUCAGUCUCUGGGCGAUCAGAUAAGUGGCUACGCCAUCAACUACUCCAUCAUGGGGGUGAUUGUGCUGGUGGCCGCCUACAUGCAGGUGGCCUUUUGGACGCUGGCGGCUGGGCGCCAGGCCAAGCGGCUGCGCACGCUCUUCUUCCACCGCAUCAUGCGGCAGGACAUUGGCUGGUUCGACGUGAACGAGACCGGGGAGCUCAACACCCGCCUCAUCGAUGAUGUCUUUAAGAUCCAGGAGGGCAUCGGGGACAAGAUGGGGACCCUCAUCCAGUCCUUCACCACCUUCUUCGCCUCCUUCAUCAUCGGCUUCGUCAACGGCUGGAAGCUGACGCUUGUCAUCCUGUCCAUCAGCCCCCUGCUGGGCGUGUCCGCCGCCCUCUUCAGUACGGUGUUGACGUCCUUCACCUCUAAAGAGCAGAGUGCGUACGCCAAGGCGGGCGCGGUCGCUGAGGAGGUGCUCUCUGCCAUCCGGACGGUGUUCGCCUUCAACGGGCAGGACAAGGAGAUCAGCAGAUAUUCCAAGAACUUAGAGGAUGCUAAGAGGAUGGGCAUUAAGAAGGCUGUGUCCACAAACAUCGCAAUGGGCUUCACCUUCCUGAUCAUCUACCUGUCCUACGCCCUGGCCUUCUGGUACGGCAGCACACUGGUCCUCAGUGAGGAGUACACCAUUGGAACCGUGCUGAUUGUGUUCUUUACUGUUCUGAUCGGGGCCUUUUCUUUGGGUCAGACGACCCCUAACUUCCAGGCCUUUGCCAGUGCCCGUGGCGCUGCACACAAAGUAUACAACAUCAUCGACAAUACGCCGAGCAUCGACAGCUACUCAGAGAGCGGCCUGAGGCCUGACUCCAUCAGAGGGGACAUUGAGUUCAGGAACAUCCACUUCAACUACCCAUCUAGGAGCGACGUCAAGGUGUUGAACAACCUGUCUCUGAGCGUGAAGACGGGCCAGACCAUUGCCCUGGUGGGCAGCAGCGGCUGUGGCAAGAGCACCACCAUCCAGCUGCUGCAGAGGUUUUACGACCCCCAGGAGGGCUCGGUGCACAUCGACGGGCAUGAUGUGCGCUCCCUCAACGUGCGCUUCCUGAGGGAAAAGAUCGGCGUGGUGAGCCAGGAGCCCAUCCUCUUCGCCACCACCAUCACAGAGAAUAUCCGGUACGGCUGGCCCGAGGUCACCCAGCAAGAAAUCGAGCGCGCCACCAAGGAGGCCAACGCCUACGACUUCAUCAUGUCCCUCCCCGACAAGUUCGAGACCCUGGUGGGGGACCGCGGGACGCAGAUGAGCGGGGGGCAGAAGCAGAGGAUCGCCAUCGCUCGAGCCCUCGUCCGCAACCCCAAGAUACUGCUGCUGGACGAGGCCACCUCCGCCCUCGAUGCUGAGAGCGAGACUAUUGUGCAGGAGGCCCUCGACAAGGUCCGACAGGGCCGCACAACGCUGGUCGUAGCCCAUCGCCUCUCCACGAUCAGAAACGCAGACGUCAUCGCCGGUUUCCGCAAUGGAGAAAUAGUGGAGAUGGGAACGCACAGUGAACUGAUGAAAAAACAGGGAGUGUACCACACCCUGGUCACAACGCAGACCUUCAAGGCUGCUGACGAGGGUGGCGAGAAGGAGGAGGUGCAGACCAUGGACCACAAGAGCCCCUCCAUCAUGUCCGUCUCAGAAUCCUCCUUGCAUCAGAGGAAGUCCACCAAGGCGACCUCCUUCAUCGGCUCAGAGGGAGAGAAGGAAGUGGUGGAGAAGAACCAGAAGAAGAAGGAGAAGACCGAAGAGGAGGAUGAGGACGUUCCCCCCGUGUCCUUCCUCAAGGUGCUGCGGCUCAACCUCCCCGAGUGGCCCUACAUUGUGGUGGGCCUGAUCUGUGCCACCAUCAACGGAGCCAUACAACCCCUCUUCGCAAUCCUCUUCUCCAAGAUCGUCGCUGUGUUCUCAGAGCCCAACAAAGACGUGGUCAGGGAGAAGUCGGCCUUAUUCUCCAUCCUGUUCGCAGUGAUCGGUGUCGUUAGCUUUUUCACUUUGUUCCUCCAGGGUUAUUGCUUUGGAAAGGCAGGUGAAAUUCUGACCAUGAAGCUGAGACUCAGGGCCUUCACAGCCAUGAUGAGACAGGACCUUGGUUGGUACGAUGAUCCAAAGAACAGUGUGGGCUCCCUGACUACCAGAUUAGCUACAGACGCAGCCCAAGUACAAGGAGCCACUGGGCUGCGAAUGGCCACGCUGGUCCAGAACGUGGCUAACCUGGGCACCAGUCUGAUCAUCUCCUUUGUGUAUGGCUGGGAGAUGACCCUACUCCUCCUGUCCAUAGUCCCCAUCAUGGCGCUGGCCGGGGCUGUGCAGCUCAAGAUGCUGGGUGGACACGCCACCAAAGACAAGAAGGAGCUCGAGAAGGCUGGCAAGAUCGCUACAGAGGUCAUCGAGAACAUCCGUACCGUGGCGUCCCUCACAAGAGAACCCAAGUUUGAGUCCUUAUACCAGGAGAACCUGCUGGUCCCUUACAACAACUCCAAGAAGAAGGCUCACAUCUACGGCUUCACCUUCUCCUUCUCACAAGCCAUGAUCUACUUUGCCUACGCUGGCUGCUUCCGCUUUGGGGCCUGGCUCAUCGAGGCGGGCAGGAUGGACUUUGAAAGCGUACUACUGGUGUUCUCUGCAGUGCUGUAUGGGGCCAUGGCUGUAGGGGAGGCCAACACUUUCACGCCAAACUACGCUAAAGCCAAGAUCUCCGCCUCCCACCUCAUGAUGCUGAUUGAGCGAGAGCCGGCCAUCAACAACCUGUCGCAGGGGGGAGAGAAGCCGGACAAGUUUGACGGCAACGUCCGCUUCCAGGACGUGCGGUUCACGUAUCCCUCGCGGCCGGACCUGCCUGUCCUGCAGGGGCUGAACCUGGAGGUGUGCAAGGGGGAGACGCUGGCCCUGGUGGGCAGCAGCGGCUGUGGGAAGAGCACCACCGUCCAGCUGCUGGAGAGGUUCUAUGACCCCCUGGAGGGGUCCGUGAUACUGGACAAUAUGGAUGUAAAGAUGCUCAACAUCCAUUGGCUGAGGUCCCAGAUAGGCAUCGUGUCCCAGGAGCCCGUGCUGUUCGACUGCAGCCUGGCCGAGAACAUCGCCUACGGAGACAACUCCCGCACAGUCAACAUAAAGGAGAUACAGGCCGCCGCCGAAUCAGCUAAUAUUCACAGCUUCAUCGACGGCCUGCCACAGAAGUACAACACUCAGGCUGGGGACAAGGGGACCCAGCUGUCAGGCGGGCAGAAGCAGCGCAUCGCCAUCGCCAGAGCCAUCCUGCGCAACCCCAAGGUGCUGCUGCUGGACGAGGCCACGUCGGCACUCGACACCGAGAGCGAGAAGGUGGUCCAAGAGGCCCUAGACCAGGCCAGCCAGGGAAGGACCUGCAUCGUGGUGGCCCACCGCCUGUCCACCAUCCAGAACGCUGACCGCAUUGUGGUGUUCCAGGACGGCGUGGUGGUGGAACAGGGCACGCAUCAGCAGCUGCUGGCCCAGAAGGGCUUCUACCACACACUGGUGACCAAGCAGAUGGGUCACAGCCACUGAGGGCUGCACGGGCUUACCUGGGCUGAAGCCCCAGGGCCUACGACGAUCAGGGGGCCUAUCAUGAGCUGCAGUAAAUGUUUUGUUUUUCUUAGAUUUUUUUAAUGCUGGCUCAUGAUAGGCCCCCCAAUCGUUGUAGGCCCAAGACAAUGCGAUUUUUUUUAAGGCCGUACAAAGAUCAGAGGCCUAUCACAAGCCAAGAAAAAAGGGGGCCACUAUGGCUGAGGUCUCAAGCGGCCAAUGGGCCCAGCUACCACUAGGGGGUGCCCUCCCCCUAGUGGUAGCUGGGCCCAGUGGCCACUUGAGGCCUCAGCCACAGUCGUGGCUAAUAAUUUACGCAUCUUCAUUGUAAGUUCCCCUCAGGGGGCCUACGAAACCUCUCACCCCCAGGGCCCAAUUGCAGGUUAAUGCAGGCCUGACUGAGGGGAGAGCAGGAGGAGGACAGAACACAGCUGCUGGAUACAUGCUCUCCGCAGUGUAUUUAAUAAGGCAUAUCAGUCUGGUUCCCUGGACCAUCUCGGGGGAUAGAUACUUAUGGGUGCCUUGCCAAUGUCAGUUAAUAGGGAAGGUAAAAUUUAAUACCAGUUCAUAUCUCUCAUCAGCACUCAAGAUCAUACAUAGGCGCUAUACUGAUUGCAGUCGUACAUAUGGCCUUAGGCCGGUGCAGAAGAUAAUCACAGCCGAUAAUCUUAUUUUUUUAUACAACAGUUCUACGUCAGUUUUUGUAUUGAAUCCUUUAUUUGUCUCCGCCAACACAAAUAGCUCCACACUUGGACUGUUGCCAAAUAACUUAUAUAUAUUUUCCUGCAUACUGUGUAACUGAGUGUGGGUCUACAUGUUAUCAUGUGCUUUCCAGUUUAUUUCCAUUUAUUGUGAAACCUAUGAAAUAACAGCCCGUUGACAUCCCUUGGGUGGCCUGUGUAAUUGUGUUCAGUUAAAGUUCUGAUCAGAAAUGAUGCUACUCGAAAAUUAAAAAGGGCACAUUAUGAAAACAA
Molecule: messenger RNA, 4957 nt
Organism: Gadus morhua (Atlantic cod)
Lineage: Eukaryota; Metazoa; Chordata; Actinopteri; Gadiformes; Gadidae
Gene: abcb4
Product: ATP-binding cassette, sub-family B (MDR/TAP), member 4
Exons: 28
Coding region: 201-3965 (1254 amino acids)
Biological process (GO): oligopeptide export from mitochondrion
Cellular component (GO): mitochondrial inner membrane
Molecular function (GO): ABC-type oligopeptide transporter activity; ATP hydrolysis activity; ATP binding
Source: RefSeq, a predicted model, not a curated record